Messenger RNA from Fonsecaea nubica, 663 nucleotides. RefSeq lists its product as hypothetical. Gene Ontology annotation, cellular component: prefoldin complex; cytoplasm. The record is from RefSeq and is a predicted model, not a curated record. The coding region runs from base 1 to 663 and encodes 220 amino acids. The transcript has a single exon. Gene Ontology annotation, biological process: tubulin complex assembly; protein folding; microtubule-based process. Lineage: Eukaryota; Fungi; Ascomycota; Eurotiomycetes; Chaetothyriales; Herpotrichiellaceae. Gene Ontology annotation, molecular function: tubulin binding.
AUGGCCACCGAAACCAACCCUCGAGGCAUCCCUACCUUUCCUUUUAUGAACAACGUGACAGACUAUGUCAAGUCCGUCGACGAGGUGGAGUCUACGCUGCAGAGGUUUCAAGAAAUGGUUUCCAAGUAUACAUUCAUGCAGCAAAACGUGGAGCGUCGAGCGGCUGGCUUGAAGGAGAAAUUACCAGAGAUGAAGAGGACGCUGGAGGUGGUCAAGUUUCUGAAGAAGAAGAGGCGGGAUCUUGCCGAGAGGAAAGAGGGAGGUGAGGACGGAAGUGGAGAGGAAGAUAUAGAAGAGGACGAUCUACUGGGGGAAAAGCCCGUGGCGGCAGAUGAGAUUGAAACAACGUUCAGUCUUCAAGAUACCCUCUACGCCAAAGCCAUCAUCAAACCCGCCGAGAUCAACGAUGUCUACCUCUGGCUUGGGGCUAAUGUCAUGGUAGCCUACCCGCUCGACGAAGCAGAAGAGCUCCUGCAAGGAAAACUGGACAAAGCAAAAGAGAGUCUUGCUGCUUGCGAUGAGGAUCUUGAGUUCCUGAGGGUGCAAAUCACGACACUCGAAGUCGCAAUCGCACGGGUGCACAAUUGGGAUGUGGGGGAGAAGAGGAAGCUGAGAGCUCAAGGCAAACUGCCCGCGGAUGAGAGUGGGAGGGACAAGGAUUGA